AUGGCGGUCACAACAGUGAUAGCCUUCGAAUGUGAUCCAGAAGCGUGCAACACUUACUGUGCUACAACUUGGAGUCUGAAAGGAGAAUGUGGAAGUGUGAAGUGUGCUUGUAAAGCAUAACUCGCUCAUGUUCAUUUGCUGUUGUUUAUGUUUAAUAAAAUUCAUUGCACUGUAAUUUACUGUACUUUUUUUGAACAUUAAUAUUAAGAUUCGAUGCUUUUGAUGAAACAUUUAUAUAACUUCAGAAUAUAUUGUUUAUAGUUAGCUAUCUAUUACGUUAUAGAAACGUUUUGUAUGCUUUAAUGAUUAAUUUCAAAAAUAUAACAGAACGGUUUGAUUGUGCAAAUAAAUCAUUUCAGAUUUACAAGGGAAACUGCUCACAUUAUGCGUUUUCUUCUGAUAUUCGUGGUUUUACUAAUUUUAGUUAAUGCCACUUUCUCUUGGCCCACAAAGUCUGUCAGUGGUAAGUCACGUUCUUGGUUAUUACUGAGUGGUUAGUUUUUACUGUAAUUUCAUUGUCUGGGUGGAUCAUCUUGGCCAAGAAGAGUCUUCAAAUAGAGAGGAGCCCCGAGAAGGAUCGUUUUUAAUUUAUCAGGUUUUUCAAAUAAUUCUGGGCUCUCUCCCAAAGCAAAAAUUUUAGGGGUUAGGGGCACAGAAUCACUUGAACAAUCUAAUAAAAUAACCCUUUUUUUAACUUUAAAUUCACAGGCUCUAAUGACAGCUUCCAGAUACCAGCUCUAAAGCUGGAUGUGACUUGGACUACUGUAAGCAAGAAUGUAAGAAAAGAAAGUUCACGACUGGUCGUUGCUACAAUGGUGAAUGUAUUUGUGUAAACUGA
This is a messenger RNA of Bursaphelenchus okinawaensis, 838 nucleotides long. NCBI's taxonomy places the organism in Eukaryota, Metazoa, Nematoda, Chromadorea, Rhabditida, Aphelenchoididae. The record is from the annotation of a GenBank genome assembly.